Acaulospora colombiana is the source of this 624-nucleotide messenger RNA. The record is from the annotation of a GenBank genome assembly. NCBI's taxonomy places the organism in Eukaryota, Fungi, Glomeromycota, Glomeromycetes, Diversisporales, Acaulosporaceae.
AUGGAGAAGAAUGACAAUAACGCGUUCCUGAAUCCCAGAAUCUUCAACGAGCUUCUAGCAGGGAGUGUCGGGGGUGCGGCUCAGGUGCUGGUCGGUCAGCCAUUGGACACCAUCAAAACACGAGCACAGAUUGCUUCUGGGCCUAUGGAUGUCCUAAUCCAGACUGUGCGCAAGGAGGGAUUCUUGGGACUCUAUAAAGGAAUGGCCAGUCCACUGAUGGGAAUUGCCGCUGUAAAUUCGCUACUCUUCACCGCCUACAACGUUUCGAAGCGUGUAAUUAGUCCAUUCCCGGACCUAUCUCUGAAACAGAUCGCAUUGGCAGGAUCUAUGGCAGGGGCCGCAAAUGCUAUACUAGCAAGUCCAGUGGAGUUGUUCAAGAUUAGGAUGCAAGGCCAAUAUGGAAGUGCUACCGACAGACGGUUAUCUCGCGUCUUUUGGGAUACUUGGGCCGCACAUGGCUUCCGGAAAGGCGUCAUGAGGGGCUAUUGGGUCACGCUUGCCCGUGAAAUUCCAGCUUAUGGAGCGUUCUAUUCGGCCUUUGAAUUCGGAAAGCGUAGCUUCCAGAAGAAAUAUGGGAAGGAUAUUCCAGUAUGGGCCCUCCUUUCAUCAGGCUCGCUAGGUGGU